Molecule: messenger RNA, 4231 nt
Organism: Aspergillus japonicus CBS 114.51
Lineage: Eukaryota; Fungi; Ascomycota; Eurotiomycetes; Eurotiales; Aspergillaceae
Product: ion-transporting P-type ATPase SPF1
Exons: 4
Coding region: 200-4081 (1293 amino acids)
Biological process (GO): intracellular calcium ion homeostasis
Cellular component (GO): endoplasmic reticulum membrane
Molecular function (GO): P-type ion transporter activity; ATP binding; ATP hydrolysis activity
Source: RefSeq, a predicted model, not a curated record
GAAAUCCCCCAAAUUUAUACCGUUGAGGUGGCUUCUUCGUGCUUUCCUCUUCAUCUCUCGUUGCGACAGCGGUUCGACAUCAGCAGCCCGGAUUUGAUGGUUUAGGCGCCUCACCAUCUAUGCUUACCUACUGAGAGGCCUUUUCCAACUUCCUAAGUUCGCGUCGUUUGACCCGCGUCGUGGUCAUCCGAGUGUCAUCAUGGCGAGACUCGUGGAUGAUAAUCAGAUCAAAUAUGCGUCGCUUCACAAUCCCCUUCCCACCCAGCUACACACCUACGUCUGGCCUUUCCUGAUUAUCUGGCCGGCGUUCUUCGCUUUCUACCUGUCUCCUGAGCGCUACGAUACUUAUAUUCAAGGCCAAGAAUGGACUUUCGUUUUCUCUGGCUCGAUCAUCACGGCGCAGUCACUCCUUUGGCUAAUGACAAAAUGGAAUAUCAAUAUUGAAACCCUGUUCACCGCUACCAAGGCCCGGUCGGUCGAUUCUGCCCGUCUUAUCAAGGUCAUCCCGGCCGCCAACGCUGGCUCCGCUGAGAUCUGUCCGUUGGUCGUUGAUACUCGUGGUGGAAAGAAGACGAUCUCAUUUUUGUUCCAGAAGCGCCGUUUUCUCUUCAACGAAGAGACUAAGUCCUUCGCUCCUCUGUCGUACGUGCUUGAUGCAGAGCCCAAGCCUGCACUCAAGUUCUUUCAGAAGAGCCAGGGCUUCACGACUAAGGAAGAAAUCGAGCGCGUUCGCCACCACUAUGGAGACAACACUUUCGACAUCCCCGUUCCCGGUUUCGUUGAGCUCUGGAAGGAGCACGCAGUCGCGCCUUUCUUCGUUUUCCAGAUCUUCUGUGUCGGUUUGUGGAUGCUGGAUGAAUACUGGUACUAUUCCUUGUUCACGCUCUUCAUGCUUGUCAUGUUCGAGAGCACGGUCGUCUGGCAACGGCAGAGGACCCUCGGUGAGUUCCGGGGUAUGAACAUCAAGCCUUACGACGUUUGGGUUUACCGUGAGAAGAAAUGGCAGAAAAUCACCAGCGACAAGCUCUUGCCCGGUGACCUUAUGUCUGUCAACCGUACCAAGGAGGAUGGCGGUGUUGCUUGUGAUAUUCUACUCAUCGAGGGCAGCGCCAUCGUCAACGAGGCUAUGCUUUCUGGGGAGAGCACACCUCUCCUGAAGGAAUCGGUUCAACUCAGACCCGGAGACGACUUGAUUGAGCCUGAUGGAUUGGACAAGAACGCCUUCGUUCACGGAGGCACCAAGGUUUUGCAGAUUACCCAUGCAAACACCGCUCCCGAGGAUCUUGUUUACAAGAAUGAUUCGAGCAUUCUGCCUACUCCGGAUGCUGGCGCGCUCGGUGUCGUCGUUAAGACCGGAUUCGAGACUAGCCAGGGCAGUCUCGUGCGCACAAUGAUUUACUCUACUGAACGGGUCUCUGCCAACAAUGCGGAAGCUCUGCUCUUCAUUCUGUUCCUUCUCAUUUUCGCCAUCGCCGCCUCCUGGUACGUCUGGCAGGAGGGUGUUGCGCAGGAUCGCAAGAGGUCAAAGCUUCUUCUGGACUGUGUCUUGAUCAUCACCAGUGUCGUCCCUCCCGAACUCCCCAUGGAACUCAGUCUUGCCGUCAACACCAGCUUGGCUGCCUUGAGCAAGUUCGCCAUCUUCUGCACGGAGCCUUUCCGGAUUCCUUUCGCUGGACGCGUCGAUGUUGCCUGCUUUGACAAAACCGGCACACUCACUGGUGAGGAUCUUGUUGUUGACGGUGUUGCUGGGCUUACUCUUGGUCACGCCGGUGCUAAGGUUGAAUCGGACGGCGCACACCCUGAGCUGGCCAAGGGCGGCAACAUCGGACUUGACACUACGCUUGUGCUUGCAAGUGCCCACGCCUUGGUCAAACUCGAUGAGGGCGAAGUGGUUGGUGACCCCAUGGAGAAGGCUACUCUCAAGUGGCUCGGUUGGACUCUCGGCAAGAACGAUACCUUGACUGGUAAGGCCAUGCCUGCCACUGGUCCUGUCGUUCCCGAGUCCGUUCAGGUUGUGAGGCGGUUCCAGUUCUCUUCUGCGCUCAAGCGCCAGAGCACGAUUGCUACUGUUGUCCUUGAUGAUCGCAAGGCCCACAAGAAGGUCAAGUCUACCUUUGUGGGUGUUAAAGGUGCUCCCGAGACUAUCCGUACCAUGCUUGUUGAUACUCCUCCGGGUUACGAAGAGACUUACAAGUACUUCACCCGUAACGGUGCCCGUGUCCUUGCUCUCGCUUACAAGUACCUCUCUCAUGAGUCUGAAUUCUCUCGCGGACGCAUCAACAACUACACCCGUGAGGAUGUUGAGUCUGAUUUGACCUUUGCCGGCUUCCUCGUCUUGCAGUGCCCUCUUAAGGACGAUGCCAUCAAGGCCGUCCGCAUGCUCAACGAGAGUAGCCACCGUGUUGUUAUGAUCACCGGUGACAACCCGCUGACAGCCGUCCAUGUUGCACGUCAAGUCGAAAUUGUGGACCGUGAGGUCCUGAUCCUCGAUGCUCCUGAGAAUGACAAGUCUGGAACAAAGCUGGUCUGGCGAAGCAUCGAUGACAAAGUUAACAUUGAUGUCGAUCCUACUGAAGCCCUGGACCGUCGCAUCCUAGACACCAAGGACAUUUGUGUCACGGGCUACGCUUUGGCUAAGUUCAAGGGACAGAAGGCCUUGCCCGACCUUCUUCGUCACACUUGGGUUUACGCCCGUGUCUCUCCCAAGCAGAAGGAAGAUAUCCUCCUGGGUCUCAAGGAUGCCGGUUACACGACUCUGAUGUGUGGUGAUGGUACCAACGACGUUGGUGCUCUGAAGCAAGCUCAUGUUGGCGUUGCCCUCUUGAACGGUUCCCCUGAGGAUCUUCAGAGGAUCGCUGACCACUACCGAACAACCAAGAUGAAGGAAAUCUACGAAAAGCAGGUUGGCAUGAUGCAACGUUUCAAUCAGCCCGCUCCUCCUGUUCCUCUUCAGAUCGCCCACUUGUACCCCCCUGGUCCCAGCAACCCCCACUACCAGAAGGCUAUCGAUCGUGAGGCGCAGCGCAAGGGCGCCGCCACUCCAGGUGCGCAGGGCCAGGCAGAAGCGAUUCCGACCAUUACCUCGCCAGGCGCCCAAGCCCUACAGCAGGCUAACUCCAAUUUGACCCCCGAACAACAACGGCGGCAACAGGCGGCGGUUUCUGCUGCUGGAUUCGCUGACAAGCUCACCACAUCCAUGAUGGAACAAGAACUCGAUGACAACGAACCCCCGACUUUGAAGCUCGGAGACGCCUCGGUUGCUGCUCCGUUCACGAGCAAACUUGCCAAUGUUAUUGCUAUCCCUAACAUCCUUCGUCAGGGACGCUGCACCCUUGUUGCGACCAUCCAGAUGUACAAGAUUCUCGCCUUGAACUGCUUGAUCAGUGCAUACAGCUUGAGUGUCAUCUACCUGGACGGCAUCAAGUUUGGUGACGGUCAAGUCACCAUCAGCGGUAUGCUGAUGAGUGUCUGCUUCCUUUCCAUCUCCCGCGCGAAGUCUGUGGAAGGCUUGUCCAAGGAACGUCCGCAGCCGAACAUCUUCAACGUCUACAUCAUCGGCUCUGUGCUUGGUCAAUUUGCUAUCCACAUUGUUACCUUGAUCUAUCUGUCGAACUACGUCUACUCGAUCGAACCGAGACAAUCCGAUAUUGAUUUAGAGGGAGAGUUCGAGCCGUCGCUUCUCAACAGCGCCAUCUACCUGCUUCAGCUCAUUCAGCAGAUUUCGACCUUCUCGAUCAACUAUCAGGGCCGUCCCUUCAGAGAGUCGAUUCGUGAGAACAAGGCGAUGUAUUGGGGGCUGCUAGCCGCCUCCGGUGUUGCUUUCUCUUGCGCCACGGAGUUCGUUCCGGAAUUGAACGAGAAGCUGCGCCUGGUUCCCUUCAGCACUGAGUUCAAGGCUACUCUGACUGUUUUGAUGGUGUUCGACUACGCUGGAUGCUGGAUCAUUGAGAACGUGCUCAAGCGACUGUUCAGUGACUUCCGGCCGAAGGAUAUCGCUAUUCGCCGGCCAGAUCAGCUCCAGCGGGAGGCGGAGCGCAAGCGCCAGGAGGCGUUGGAGCAGCAGACAGGGAUAAAGGCAUGAGGAGGCCUGGGUACAAUUCAGGGUGUUGGGUACAUUAGAGAGACCUCUAUUAAUAUGUCCUGUCUAGAUAUAUACUGUUAUGCUGAUUGGUAAGAAAGGCCCUUACGGCCAUCGGAAUGUGUGUUCAUAGAACAAAUGAAGUCAUAGAAG